Molecule: messenger RNA, 2557 nt
Organism: Aphidius gifuensis
Lineage: Eukaryota; Metazoa; Arthropoda; Insecta; Hymenoptera; Braconidae
Product: Bardet-Biedl syndrome 7 protein homolog
Exons: 6
Coding region: 63-2240 (725 amino acids)
Biological process (GO): intracellular protein localization; cilium assembly; intracellular transport
Cellular component (GO): axoneme; ciliary basal body; membrane
Molecular function (GO): protein binding
Source: RefSeq, a predicted model, not a curated record
AAAAAAUUCACAGUAUACGUGGUAUUUGGGAAAGAACAAUAGCAAGCUUGUAUUGUGGAGAAAUGUCUCUUGUACUAUCUAGGGUUGAUUACCUGAGUGUUGGAAUAACAUCUCGAGGAACAACAAAAGUUUUGCCAUCUUUCGAUCCCAAAAUUUCACAAAAAUUUGCUGUUGGAGAUCACGAUGGAGUUCUACAAGUGUACGGUUUCAGAAAAGGAGAGCUCCAACUAUCGUUCAAAUCUCUUCCUGGUCCGAAAAUUGAAAAAGUAAUGUUGGGUGGAUCGUUGAAUUCUUCAAAAGACAAGAUUUUCAUAGCAUAUAAUAACUCCGUGAAAGGGUUUUCAAGAAAAGGAAAAAUGUUUCUUGAAUUUGACACGAGUCUGAUUGAUUCAAUCACAGCAAUGUAUGUUUUGGGACCGAAUUUAGCAGCAUGUGCACGUGAUUUAUAUCAUCGCUAUGAAAAUUGUAAAGAUAGCGAUUCUUAUUUAGCUGGAGAAAUUCUUCAUGAUGUUGCUUUGAUACCAGGUGAUAAUCAAACGGUAUUAGCGAUUCUAGCGUGUGGUGAUAACGCUAUUCGCGUUCUCACUGGCACUAAAAGACCCACAAUUCUUCGACUUCCUAGUGUACCUACUGUUCUUAAAGUUUGGACAGAAAGUAAUACAGAUUCAUGUAACCGUAUUUUGGUAGGCACAGUAGACGGAAGGAUUGGUUUAUUGAUACUACAAGGGUUGAAAACAAUUCGUAUUACGUGGAUAAUAAACUCGCCUGGUUCGGAAAUUUCAUCGUUGGAUACAUUUGAGCUUGAAGAUGGAAUCGAUAUUUUAGUUGGUCGACAAGACGGUAUGGUUGAAGUUUAUAAUUUUACUGACGAUGAAGAUACAACACCAAUUGUCAGAUAUUGUUACAAUGCUGAAGAAAGUAUCAGUUCAGUUGUUGGAGGUAUAAUUGGAGCAGUGGGUUAUCCAGAAAUUUUGGUGACAACUUAUUCCGGUAAAAUUUUCGGAUUAACAACACGACCACCUGGCUCUUUAGAAAUCAUGACAAGUAUGAAAGUUCUUGAUCGCAUAAAAAUGGAGAUUCUAGAGUUGGAGCAAAUACUCGCUGAAGAAAGCGAAAUCACAGAAUUUUCUGGUGAUAAUUUACUACCUUUGGUCUUGUCUGCUAACUACAGAAUGAACCUUGAUAGAGAAUCUGCUUCUUACGGACUAUCGAUUGAACUUGAUUCUCCAAUUGAUAACAUUUUAAUUCAAUCUGAUAUACCAGUCGAGUUAUUGGAUGAAAGUAAAAGCUCAGUAAUGAGUUUAUCAACUUGUGAUGCUCACAAGGGGAACUUCGUUUUAGCUACAUAUCGUUGUCAGAUAAAUACAAAUCGUAUCGAAACUCGAUUUCGAACAAUUGAAGGACAAUCUGGAGCUUUUCAAAUAUAUGUAACAACUCAAACACCUCCAAAAGCAUGUCGAAAAAUUCGUAUACCUAUUCAUGCAUUGUCACUCCAUGCACGCCUUUCUACAGAGACUGAUACAAGUGCCAGAUAUUCUCCUGAUCUUUUUAAUAAGCUAGAACUUAAUGGUAAUUUCUCAGUUUCUGAAAUGCAUGCGUGGCUAUCAUUGGCUCUUCCUGAUAUCCCGGAGCGUCCGAAUUUACAAGAUGGUGAAGCAACUUUAAAAUAUAUUUCAACUUUUACCGGAACUGUACUUAUAUGUAAAUACAAAAAAGGAAAUACAGUGGUUUUGAGUGAAAAUAUCAAAAGUAUUAUUAUAAUGAAAGAUCUAUUGACGAGGGAAGGAACUAAAAGAAAAAUAAAAUUAGAUAUUUUUUGUGAUUUGGCUGAAAAAAGUAUAGCAAGAGUUUUAGAGCUUAUUUUACCAAGAUUUGAAGCUGCUCAUAUUUUAACAGAAAAAUUGAAAAUAUUAGAAGCUUUGCAAGAGAUGGAAAUGAAAAUAAAUUCUGAAAAUUUGAGCUCAGAGUAUCAGGAAUUAUUGAAAGAAGAAGAUGUCUUAAAACUUCAAAUGAUCAAGUACCCAAAGAUCCUUGCUAGACUUUAUGAAACCGUGAUAGAUUUAUUUGUUUAUUGGGAUAAAGGAGAAGCUUCAAAAAGAUUGACGAUUGAAACGACGAUGAAAAAACUAGAAAGAGCUCUUCAAUCAAGAAAUCUUCUAAGUUUAAAUCUUGUGAUAUUAGGAAAAGAAGAAAAUUCAACAAGUUCAACACCGAUAGUUUACCAUUGCACGAAAGAUUGAAAGAUCCGAACUUCAGUUUGACAACAACGUGAGACCGGGUGAGAAUCGUCUUAUAAAAAGUAACGUGUGAAAACGGUCGUCAUGGAGCUAGCUACUCGGCAUCUUUCUUUUUCUGGAAAAUAAUAGAAAUUUCGAGCAACAGAUUUUAAUUUUAAUGAAUUUGAAUUUUUCGUAUCCUGAACUAAAUUAUAAUAAUUUCAUCUUUUAAAAAUAAUGUUGAGAAACAUAAAUUUCAUGUAUACUUGGCGAAUUAAAACAUCAGGAUUUUUUUUUUUCAUUAUAUUCGAUAUAUAAUAAAAUAAUCCAAAUAUUCGAAA